ACUGGCAGCUGGCUAAUUAUUGAUGGCCUUGCCGGUCUUCAUGAGGAUGUGUCAAAGUUCAGUCGGUGUGUAUGUGUGUGUUUUUGUGUGUGUGUGUGUUGCGGGGGUGCUUAGACAACAGGGUGUGUCGUCUCCUUCAGGUGCAUAGCUGUGCUAGUUGCCUCUAGCCUCUAACACUGUCCGUCUCGAGUGACACAUCUUGCAAGCUUGGACACAGAUCGUUCCGAGUGUUGCUCACAAGGACUUAGCCAGCUCACACAGACGAGUGACCAGUGCAUGACGACCGUGACUCUGCUGCAGACUCCCACAACCUCCUCAAGCCCUCUAGGAUCAUGUCGGGCAUCUACGAUGAGUCGGCCAGCCAGGAGGAUGGCACAGACAGCUUCUGGGAGGUGGGGAACUACAAGCGUGCUGUGAAGCGGAUUGAUGACGGCCACAGGCUCUGCAAUGACCUGAUGAACUGUAUACAAGAGCGUGCCAAAAUUGAGAAGGCCUACAGCCAGCAGCUGACCGACUGGUCCAAGAGAUGGAGACAGCUGGUGGAUAAAGGACCCCAGUACGGCAGUGUGGAGAGGGCCUGGGUGGCAGUGAUGACAGAGGCUGAGAAGGUAAGUGAGCUGCACCAGGAUGUGAAGAACAGCCUGGUCAACAAUGACUUUGAGAAGGUGAAGAACUGGCAGAAGGACUCCUACCACAAACAGAUGAUGGGAGGCUUCAAGGAAACCAAAGAGGCAGAGGAAGGCUUCAAGAAGGCCCAGAAACCAUGGGCCAAGAAGCUCAAGGAGCUUGAGACUGCCAAGAAGACGUACCACCUGGCUUGUAAAGAGGAGAAGGUGGCGUCGUUCAGAGAGGCCAACAGCAAGGCAGACGCCUCAGUUGCGGCCGACCAGCAAAAGAAGCUCCUGGACAAGGUGGACAGGUGCAAGCAGGAUUCUCAGAAGGCUAAGGAGAAGUAUGAGAAGACUCUGGAUGAGCUGAGGAACUGUACGCCCCAGUACAUGGAGAACAUGGAGACAGUGUUUGACACGUGUCAGCAGUUUGAGGAGAAGAGACUGCGGUUCCUCAGGGAGGUGCUGUUGGACAUCAAACGACACCUCAACCUCACCGAGAACCAAAGCUAUGCCACAGUGUACAGGGACCUGGAGCACACCAUCGCCUCUGCCAGCGCACAGGAGGACCUGAAAUGGUUCAGCAACAACCACGGCCCUGGCAUGCAUAUGAACUGGCCCCAGUUUGAGGAGUACAACCCUGAGAUCACUCACAUGAUCAGCAAGCGAGAGAAGUCAAAGAAAGGGGCAGACGGUAUCAUGCUGACCAACGUGACAGUGGCCCCGGACUAUGUGGCUGCAUCGGCUGGAGACGGGGGCAGUGUGAGCAGCUCUGAUAAGAACCAGGCCUACUCCUCCCAGGACCAGUCGGCAGAGUGGUCAGACGAUGAGCAGGCCGCGCCAAACUCCGGCUCAGACACCAAUGGGGGUGGGGCCAACCCCUUUGAGGAGGAGUCAGCGAAGGGUGUGCGGGUGAGGGCGCUGUAUGACUAUGACGGGCAGGAACAGGACGAACUCACCUUUAAAGCAGGAGACGAGCUGACUAAACUAGAAGACGAGGAUGAGCAGGGUUGGUGUAAAGGCCGGUUGAACAGUGGCCAGCUGGGCUUGUAUCCUGCUAAUUACGUGGAGCCCGUCUAGCUGCUUGUGUACAUGGAGGACACUGCCCCAUUGGUUAGUCACCCAGACUGAACCGUCUGAUCAUACUGCACAUUACCAGAGACUUCAAAGCAAUGCUUCCCCAUCCCUCCUCUCUACCUGUGCAAUCAACACACAGACUGAGCCGUCUUUAUUUAAACACUCCCCGAGGACCCACAUCAGACAAAGGCAGUACCAACACGACCAACACAUAUCAACCACAACACUGGGCUUGGGACCAUGGUUCGAACCACGUCAGUAUACGUGUGCCAACAACAAACACCACAACCGAGAAGCGCAGGAAAACAAUUCAGCAUUUUUGUGUAGCUGUGUUCUAAUUCCAAUGUUGUGCAGUGGUUAUGAUGACAUUCACAUGGCAGAAAGUACGUUCCCUCAUAACAUAUGACAUGGUUUAGUCCAUGGUGCUUGCAUAGCCAGAAUGAGCUAUGUAAAUGAGCUAUGUAAAUGAGCUAUGUAAAUGAGCUAGGUGCAUUGUAAAUAUGUGCUGACGGGUCUGUCAUUCCAUGUAAGGUUCUGAAAGUGACCCCUGUGAAACAGCAGCAGCAGCAGCAUGUGCUGCUGUAUGACAUGAAUGACCUUUAGCUGCAGGAUCACUGACAAAUCACUGUUGAGCAGAGCAGAGCACAGCAGUACUACGCUGUUGAGCCUUGUUCAGUGUAAUGGCAUCGAACAGUGUUUCUCUACCCUCGUUGUACCAGAGACUGGCAAGCUAUGGUUCUCCUCUUUGGAUGACCGUUUAGUUGAAAAGCUUCUCUCAAGAUCAGACGAUGUUGGUGUCAGACAGAUGAGGGACCACUCUCAGUAAUGUCUCAGGGGCCCGGUGCCAGACCAGGGACCGAGGGUUGAAGAAACACCGGUAUAGGACAUAUUCUUUCCCUAAAGCAGCAUUGAGAUGAUGUACUUGUAGUACCUCCGAUCAUACCAUGUUGAUCAUGUGCUUGUAAUUUCCUGACCCCACUGCUUUCUGGACUCAUCACUUUAUGUCGUUUUUCUUUUCUUAAAGUGCACUCUGUGUUCAUUGAGAAAUAUGAAAAAUAUGCUUUACUGUUUUGAUUUCUUUUGACCUUUUUUUGUUUAGCACGUAUUGGGUUUAGGUAGUGCAUUCCUCAGCCUAUGUGUGCCUCCACAAGGGUUCAGUGCAAUGAUAGCAUUGACCCAACAACACUAACAGGUUAACCGGUUUGCCAUCAGAAAUGAACUGUCGCCGACCAAAUUUAAAGUUCGACAAAGACAUUUAGGAAUAUGAGAGAAUCCUGGGAAUUCACUGUAUAGAUGACACAUUUAUCGUAGCAAACUAACGAGAGUCCCACUGCCCCAUGCGAGAUACUAGAUUCUAUCCAUAGAUAUAAAACACAUAUGCAUCUUUUUCUGAGUGAAAAGGAGUCCCCUUAACUGUAUCCCUGCUCAGUCUCGGUCUCUCUCCACCUUGCUCUUCCUGAUCUAACGGUCAUUGCAUACUAGAUCACAAUACGCUGUUAAAUACUACUGAGAGUGAGCCUACUGUACAUGUUGACCAAAUCAUUCCUUCAUUUUAGUUUAUGUUUUUAUCCUGUCAGUUGAAUCCUUAAUCCUUAACAUCAUUUUAGAAACUGAUGCCAAUGAUUUGUGUCUCUUGGCAAAAUUGAGACUUAUCCAAAUAAUGGGCUAUAACGUGAAUCUAUACAGCACACAAUCCUUAAUCCUUGUCUACUGAACUCGUGAAUCAAAGAGAAUCUGCAGCGGAGAUAAUACCUAUAAAAUGUGUGACUGUUAUUAUAUACACACAGUAUGUGUGUAUAUAUAUGUAUAUAUACAGGGUUAACA
Molecule: messenger RNA, 3509 nt
Organism: Oncorhynchus keta (chum salmon)
Lineage: Eukaryota; Metazoa; Chordata; Actinopteri; Salmoniformes; Salmonidae
Product: protein kinase C and casein kinase substrate in neurons protein 1-like
Exons: 10
Coding region: 333-1688 (451 amino acids)
Biological process (GO): regulation of endocytosis; cytoskeleton organization; positive regulation of dendrite development
Cellular component (GO): endosome; plasma membrane; cytoplasm
Molecular function (GO): protein binding; phospholipid binding
Source: RefSeq, a predicted model, not a curated record